Messenger RNA from Trematosphaeria pertusa, 910 nucleotides. RefSeq lists its product as uncharacterized. The record is from RefSeq and is a predicted model, not a curated record. NCBI's taxonomy places the organism in Eukaryota, Fungi, Ascomycota, Dothideomycetes, Pleosporales, Trematosphaeriaceae. Bases 11 to 838 code for a protein of 275 amino acids. The transcript has a single exon.
AUCAGCCAGCAUGCCAUCAACCCUCAUCGUCAAGCUGAGCCAUGCGCUGAAUCGCUUGAAGUUGCAAAGGAUUCACCGACGCCGACAAUCGCAGUCAUCGGACGACGCGGAACGCCCUGAGGAUGCUCGGUCUUCCACGAAUCGGCAAGACUCCGCACAAGAAGAGGAGGCCCAGACCCCGAGGCUGCCGCUUCCCUACCUGCCCACCGAGCUUUGGAGCAUGACCCUAUCCUACGUCGAUCCAAUCACGCUCUGGACCUCAUGCCGACACGUCUCGUACAUGUUCGGCGCAGUCGCUAAGAAGGUCGUCCAGCUCGAAAUCGUACCGCAGCUAGAACUUCGUGCGCGGCGACACGACCCCAACGAAGUCUUCUGGACGCCCCAUAACUCUUGCCGCUGGAGCUUUCAGGGCUACGCACGCGGAUAUCCAACCCAUGCCAUAUUCGCGCAAACCUCACCCGAGCAUGAUCACCGCUGUUCAUGGAGACCUUCCCACUCGGCAGCAGUACGCGAGCCCGGUCUGGCGCUCGCCAGCUCGUUCACGAUCGAUUUCAACGAAUCUAAGGGGCCCACCGGUGAGAUUUCGUGGCUCCUCAAGCCCCGCUUGGGUUGCGGGGACUGGGUCGAGGUGCGAGAAGGGGCGGGUGGAUGGACUUUCACGGCGGGAGACGAGUGGGGUUCGCAUAGAAAAGCCAGGAGGCAAUGGCAGACAGACCGUGUUUUCGUUGUUGACUGGAGACUGCUAUUUCGGGUGUAUGUCUUGCAGUCGACCUGGGGAGUGAGAGUGACUGAGGGGAAAGAGACACGCGUAAUCGAUAUCGCAUCGCGUGCGAACUAAUUGGCAGCCAGCCGGUUUGCCUUUUCUUACGGAGCACCGCUCCGCGCACUGCAAUGUUUGGCGUGGAUGAAA